Molecule: messenger RNA, 3298 nt
Organism: Grus americana (Whooping crane)
Lineage: Eukaryota; Metazoa; Chordata; Aves; Gruiformes; Gruidae
Gene: CEP55
Product: centrosomal protein 55
Exons: 9
Coding region: 262-1674 (470 amino acids)
Biological process (GO): regulation of phosphatidylinositol 3-kinase/protein kinase B signal transduction; mitotic cytokinesis
Source: RefSeq, a predicted model, not a curated record
CUCGUGCCUCUCCAGCCCCGCCCACGCUUGUUCGCCCAGCCCCUUCUAGCCAGCGUCUUCGCGGAAGCGUUCUUUAACCCCUCCCCCCCGGCUUUAUGACCCAUCGGAGACGCCAUAGCGCUCUCUUCGACUGCGAGGCGGCCCGGGCGGAAGUGACGAUGCCGGAGCCGCGGGAUUCAAACUCCCGGAAGUGGGGCUGGGCUGGGGCCAGCCGGAGCAGCAGCAGCAGUAGCCGCCGCCUCUGCCACCGAGUGCUUAAAGAUGAAUCCUAAGACCGCUAAAGAGAGAAUUAUUGGCAAGUGGGGCUUAAAGUCGGGUAGCUCCAGGCCUGAGAAUGAUGUCGAGAAGUAUAAGCAGGAGAACGCGGCCCUGAGAAAAGCGAUGGAGGAAGCUGUGAAAGGGAAAAGCAAAAUGACUGAUCCGGAAAGGAGCGGGCUCCUAGAGAAAAUACUUUCCCUUGAAAAAGAAAAAGAAAAACAUAACCAUCUUCUUGGAGAGAAGGACAAAGAAAUUCAAAACCUCAAAGACAAGCUUAGAUCCAAAAACAUGAAUAGUGAAGUCUCAUUACAAAGUCAACUAGAGGAAAAAACAAAGGAAGCAGAAAGGAGAGAACAGUUACUUCAUUCUCUAUCAGAAGAAAUGAACCGGUUAAAAUAUAAUUUAUCCACUGUUACUGCAAAAUGUUCUGAGCUUGAAAACAGAGCUGGUACUUCUCAGGCAUCCCAGGUUGUUCUUUGCCUGCAGGAAGCUGUAACAAACAGCACUGGAUCACCAACUAAUCUUUAUGAAGUUGAAAAACAACUAAAAGAUGCUCUUGAGAAAAACCAGCAGUGGCUACUGUAUGACCAGCAGCGUGAAGCAUAUGUCAGGGGACUGCUUGGAAGGAUCUUUGAACUUGAACAGAAGUCAGAAAUAGUUAGCCAACAAGAAUCUAAAGAAUUUGAUUCAGAAGGUCUUCUACCAGAGGAAAAGCAAAAAUACUAUAACCAGCUAUUACUAACUGCUAAGAGUGAUCUGGAGACUGAAAGACACACUAUAACCCAGCUGAGAUCUGAACUUAAUGAAUUCAAAAAGAAGUAUGAAGAAACCCAACAAGAAAUAACAAGUUUAAAUGCCUUAUUGCAGUCACAACAGAUUGCUGAAAUGCAGACUCUAGAAAAUGAAAAUAAAAUUAAAGGAGAGAAAGUACAGAGACUAAAACAAGAAAAUGAAACUAUUAAAGGACAGCUCAGAGAAGAAAAGAAAAAGUCUGAAGAUCUUUUAUGUCAGGUGCAACUUCUUCAUAAAUCAUUGCUCAAACAGCAGGAGGAACACACUAGGAUAGCUUUGUUGGAACAACAGAUCCAGAUAUGCACCACAGACUUUGAGAAUGAAAAGCUUGAUCGCCAGAACUUGCAGCAUCAGUUAAACAAAGUCCUUAAGGAACUGCGCAAGGCCAGGGAGCAAAUAACCCGUCUAGAACCUUUGAAACUCCAGGAGUCUGGACGUAUGGAACCACAAGAAGAUUUGCAAGCUGUGUUUGAAGAGAAGCUGACCAUAUAUGAUAGAAGUCAUUCCCUGAAACAUUCAGGCCUUCUUGAUGAAAGUUUUCUUGAGUGUCCCAGGUGUAAAGUGCAGUAUCCAACAAGCCAGCAUAGAGAAUUAUUAGCACAUAUUGACUUUUGUACAGCUUGAGCUCCAAAUGGAUUUACUAUAUUUGCUUUAUACAUACUGCCAAUAUGCUCUCCUACAAAGUCAAAAGAUCUUUUUAAAGCUUUUUUUCUUAAGGUUGUAUAAAGGACUACUAGUUUUAUAAUUCAGUUCCACAAAAAUAUUAUAUUAAUUUAUUUGGCCUCAGAUAUUUUACCUGAACUUUUUGCAAAAACAGUUACUAGCUACUGCAUUUUUGGUUGCAAAUGGAAAUAUUUUUACAAUUAGGAAUAUCUUCAAAUAGUAAACUACUGACUUUUUUGCACUAUUAAAAAUGAGAACUGUUAAAGCACACCUAUUGUGUCAGACUUUAUUUUAAUGUUUGGCAUAUCCAGUUCUUUGUGAAUCCUGAUGAUUUGUGCUUGUACCUUAACUGACAUUAAUAGCUGCAAAAGAUUUGUGGCCCUUGUAGGUGCACUAUAUAUAUACAUGGGUGUGUGUGUGCAUAGUUUGUAGGCAUAUACACACAUAUUUUAUAUAUGUAUCAUAUACAUAUGUAAUGUAUCACCAUCUUGAUACAUUAAAACUCAGGAGGGUCAUGUUAGAUCUUUGCUGCUUAAGAUUCAUGUUGAAAACAUCAGUCAUAAGUAGCUUAUUUUCCUUGAACUGCAGCCAGGGGUGACUUAGGGCUCUCAUAAAAAUGCUGACUGAGGUUUAAGCUCUUCUCAAAAAAGAAAAAAAGUCAUUGGGAAAACAAACUUCCUAGCAAAUAAAAACUUCUUUGGUACUGAAAGAAGUUUACAUUUCAGAUACCAUUUUUGGAGUUUGGAUAUAGAAUUAUGCUGAAGCAAUCUUUUUGCACUUGUGUAUUUUAGAGGUUAAAGUUGGGAAAUAUCAAUUAUUCAAUCUGUUAUAUUUGUCAAAUGUCCCAGUUUAAAAGUGCAGUUAUUAAUAAAUUGCUCUCACAGAUUUGAAGUGUCACUGUAUUUUGGUAUUAAUGCAGAAAACAAGUCAGCAAUUAAUUCUUGCAACAAAUUAGAAACUAGCAAGAUCUUCCCUUAUGGAUUUGCAAUCCAUGUUAUUUUCCUCUGGUACCUACUCUAAACCUGGACCUGUUACUAGCAUUUUGCUCCUUGCACCUGUAGCUAAGUCCAACAAGCAGUUCCUUCCACAAAAAUUAUUAAAGUGAGGAAGUUUUACAAAUAUAUGCUAGUUAAGAUACAUUUGCUGCUUUUUUAAGUUUAUGGUUUGCUGAGCACAGUGAAACACCCAAGGUCUGUUUUCCUCUGGUAUACUGAUCCUGAUUGCUAGCUAGUCUCAGCUUUUUCCAUCACACUUUGCUGCAAAACUCUGUGUGUUUACCCUGUAAUGUUCACCCUAAUCUCUGAGGGUUAAAUCUUAUUCUUAAAUGAGGCUGUUCUUCAAGUUGUUUUCAAUCACUAUUACAAUAUCAAGUGAUGUUGUUAUUAAUUAAAUCUAGUGUUUGCAAGAAAAAAAAAUGUUAAAAGCUAUUAUCUUUAUCUGCAAUAUCUGUGCCAAAUCUAUGGUAUUAGCCACUACCUAUCCACUUUUCAAUUUCACUGAUGAUGUCUCAGGCUAAGCUUUGUGUUUGACAAUUUGUUCAAUUGUAGCAACAGCAUUUCUGACUGAAGAUAUGAUGAACUAAUGU